AUGAGAGAAGCCAAGCAUCCAAUACGAGUAAAACAGAGAAUAGUAAUAUUGAAAAUGCAAAAGAGAAAGGUGAUCCUUUCAAAUUUAAAGGGGACUCAUGUUGCUUUACCACUUGCCCUUAGCUCCGAUCCAUCCGUAAUACCCAGCGGUGCAUCCAAAACAGCGACAGCCCCACCCAUACCAACAGGGAUACCUUCAGAAGAGGGGCCCCCGACCCCCCAACAGAACUCCAGAGGCGAAGUCACCGAGACUUCUGUGCCUCCCGAGGGGCCUCGGGCUGUUGUGCCGCAAACAGCAGCAACACCCCCGCUGAACUUGGCGGCUGUAUCGGCGCCUGCGUUGACACCAGACGUAGUGGCUGCACCCAAGGCAGCUGUAGAGCCAGCAGCACUGCCACGUGACUCGACUCCAGCGGAUUCAGCAUGCGCAACAGCAACAUCAGGAGCUGCUGCUUUGGAAGCUGCCACGGCACCAGCACCAGCGGCCUCAGCUUCCCCAGGAUCUGUCUCGACAUCUUCUGACUCAGGACCAACAGUGUUCGCAUCAGCACCUUCUUCUGCGGAAGCACAGGCGGCAGCAGUUCGAUCCACGACAGCUCCAGGCCCUUCUGGCCCCGCGUUGUCUGCAGUGGUUCAUGCUUUUAACUGUUGCAGGGGAGAGCUUUGUUUGACAGAUGUAGAACGGGUGCACAUUGAACAGUUUCUAGGGGCCUCUGGCGGUCACUGGCGGCUUGUCGCACUGCCGGAGUCGGCAUCUGUUGUGGGUCGCAAGACGAGGAAAGCAGCAGUGGCAAAACGAGGAGGCACCAGCUCAGUGGGUGCCCCAGCCAGCCACACGGCGGCUCAGGAGCGGCAGCGACGACAGUCCACGGCUAGUCAUAACAGCCUCACCGCUAGCUACCAGCCAGACCUCCCCAAGACGCGUUCCUCGCGUCUACGCACGUUGCAGUCUCUUGGCAGCGAGGGUGGUGGGGAGGGCACUUUCGAAGAAAGCCGGGGAGGCUCCAAGGGGCCCCCCAGCGGGGGCGUUCCCUGCAGCGACGCAGCUGACUGGCCACGUCGCAUGCAACGGAUCCUGUUAGAGCUCUGCAAGCAGCCCGUGUGUCUGCCCUUUUUGCCCCGAGUAUCGCCUGCAGAGGCUCAUUAUGCAGAGUUGGCGAGAAAAGUUUACCCAGCAGUGCCACUGAGUCUUGAGACCGUCUUGGAGAGGCUGGAGAACGGAUGUUAUAGCAGAAGUCUGGAGGUGUUCAAUGACGUAUAUUCCGUUUUCAUGUGCGCUUUCCGGUAUUACGAACCCGGAAAUCAGUAUUGGAUGAUGGCCCAAGAAGCUGCGCUGGCCUUUGGGGCUCUCACCGCAGGAGAACCUCUCUGCAAUGUUUUUGCACCAGCUAGCGCUAGCCAAGACCAGGGGAAUCAGGAGUGGAACAGAGCGGGAGACGACGUUUGGGAGGCGACCAGGGGCUCACACCUCAAAGGAGCGGCUAAGAUGGGAUCGCAAAAGACAAGAUCGGGUACAAACCGAGACUUUCAGUCACAGGCUGUCCGAGGAGGCAGGGGCCCCACGCCCCCUCCUGUCGCUGCAGAGGCUCCCGUAACCGUCGAGGAGCGUCAGGCCUUUCAGGAACUUCUGACGCAGAUGAACAUGGAUGCACAUUUCCAGCUGUACAACACGUUUAAGGACCGGGCAAAGUGGAUAUCCUUUGACACUGGGGAGGUCGAGCUGGAUGACGGCGCCACGCUGCCGUUCGUCUUCAGGGAGAUGGUACAGUGGUGUAGGAGCCAAGUAAUGAACGCCCAGGGUCAUACAGCUGCCAAUCAGCAGCCCUUUGGAGCAACGCAGCACGCGUAUGCCUGCAUCGUAGCGUGCAUGGCUGCUCCCUUUUUUUGGGCGUAUAAUUCGCCAUACUGCGAACAACGACCUCAAACAACCUAUGGGUCUAUUUCCAUGUUGUGUUUACAUGGGCCACCGGCGAAACGGUUUAGGACCUCUGAUGGCAGCGCCUCCUCCGACUCCUCUGAUGAUUUGAGCGACGAAGACUUUUAA
Molecule: messenger RNA, 2043 nt
Organism: Cyclospora cayetanensis
Lineage: Eukaryota; Apicomplexa; Conoidasida; Eucoccidiorida; Eimeriidae
Exons: 10
Coding region: 1-2043 (680 amino acids)
Molecular function (GO): protein binding
Source: RefSeq, a predicted model, not a curated record